AUGAAUUCUCCUCCUGGUGCUUCUCUGGGUCUGUUUUUUAUGCUUUUGGGCUUCCUGUUCUUGUCCUUGAAUGUCAACGGGCUGGGAACAUCGAAUAGGGUUGAAUUGUCGGAUUUAGCCAAACAGCUCGGUGGUGGGGUUGGCUGCAUGGCAUUCAAGAAGAAUGACGGAUGUGGAAGAGAAGAUGGAUGGAAAGAAGGGUGCUGCUUGUCAGCCAUGGAAAAAGAAAUAGAUAACAAACAGACGGAUAUCCAAACUGAGGCUCUACAAGGAGUCAUUCCUCUCCAAGCCCCUGGAAAGAAAAAUCUGGAAAUUAGCGGAGCUCCCGCUGAUGAGCUUGUCGUUGUCAUUGGCGAGCUCUUGUGGACUACUCCUAUUAGUGGUACUAAUGGAGGUACCUCUACUGUGCCACCUCCUUCAAAGAAGGCUGGUAUAGCAAAGGCCCAGGCCCAGGCAUCAUAUGUGGCUGUCCAGCUGGUUGGUUUUAAACUUAACCAAGAAAGAGGCAACUUUUAUGCCAUCAACACUAGAAGUACGGAAGAGACUUGGACCAUCCAAGCUCUUCCAAAGGCCAUCAGUCCUUACGUCGCGUGGUAUAAGGAAUGGACGGGAUAUCCUGUCCAACGAAAUGGCCAAAAGAAGAAACGAGACGCCCAAUGA
Molecule: messenger RNA, 660 nt
Organism: Neurospora tetrasperma FGSC 2508
Lineage: Eukaryota; Fungi; Ascomycota; Sordariomycetes; Sordariales; Sordariaceae
Exons: 2
Coding region: 1-660 (219 amino acids)
Source: RefSeq, a predicted model, not a curated record